AUGCCUACCCGAGAAGCAGCAUGGGAAUCCAUCGCACGGCGGAAACAAUCCGAACGAGCAUCUCGCAUACCUUCGCAAUGGACGAUACCCUCACACUUACUCCCAUCUGACCCUCCACUUCCAUCACACGGCGCGCAAAAUGUAAUGCACAUCCCGUCCAAGCUGCUCUCGCCAUCCGAGGUGUCCAUCACAGAGUCAUACACGAUUGCCUCGCUUCUGACCGCCAUCUCCUCGUCUCGACUCAGCGCAGAGGAUGUAACCCGAGCAUUCGCCCAUCGCGCCGCCAUAGCACAUCAAUUGACCAACUGCCUCACGGAGCCCCUGUUUGACACGGCACUUGCGCGCGCCAAGUACCUCGACACCUACCUGCGCACCCACAAGCGGCCGUUCGGCCCAUUGCACGGCCUCCCGGUGUCGGUCAAGGACACAUUCGACGUCGCCGGGGUUGACACUUCCAUCGGCAUCGCCUCCCUGUGCCACAAACCCGCCACGCACAACGCUCCACUGGUCGAUCUCCUGCUCUCGCUGGGCUGUGUGAUAAUCGCCAAAACUAACAUCCCGCAGACCCUCGCGUCGCUGGACUCGGUCAACAACGUCUUUGGCCGGACCAUGAACCCGAUCAACCGUCUCUGCACGGCCGGCGGGUCUUCGGGCGGCGAGGGCGUCCUCGUCGCGAUGAAGGGGAGCAUGAUCGGCAUCGGCACCGACAUUGGCGGCAGCAUCCGCGUGCCCGCCAUGUGCAACGGCGUGUACGGGUUCAAGCCGUCCAACGGUCGCAUCCCGUACGGGGGGCAGGCGCUCACCGGCGUCGACGGGAUGAGCAGAACGAGCAUCCAGGCCGUGGCGGGCCCAAUCGCCCGGAGCGUCGAGGACAUUGACGUGUUUAUGCGCGAGGUCGGCCCCCGCGCCCGCCUGUUCGGCGAGGACUGCAUGCCCCUGACCUGGACGUCGCCGCCUCUGGGCAAAGUUCACUCCAACGAACAACCGCCUCAGCCGCCGCACGGGAGCGGCAAACACGGCGAGCUGGUGGUCGGCGUGCUCCGAAGCGACGGCAACUGCGCCCUCCUGCCGCCGGUAGACAACGUGCUCAGCGACGUCGCGGGGCGGCUGGCGCGCACGCCCAACGUCAAGGUCGUCGAGCUGCCGUGCCCUAAGGCGUGGACCAAGGCGCAGUCCGUCAUGAGCAAGCUGAUGGGCGUUGACGGCGGCGUCACCAUGGCCGAGAUGAUCGAGAAGACGGGCGAGCCGCUCGUGCCGUGGAUGCGGACGCGCUUCCGGAAGGGCAAGCCGCAACCCCUGACGCGCGUCGCAGAACUCCAGGCCCUCCGCGCCGAGCUGGAGCGGGAGAUGCUCAAGGUCUGGGUCGAGGACGACGCCGACGGCCGGCGCACGCAGAAGAUCGACGCCAUCGUGUGCCCCGUCGCCCCGCACCCCGUGCCGCCCAUCGAAGGAUACAACGCCGUCGGCAUGACGAGCAGCUGGGUCCUGUUCGACUACCCGGCCGGCACUGUUCCCGUGAGAGACUGCACCGAGCGUGAUCUCCAGCUGGGCACGCCGCAGGGAGGCAAGCCAGUCAGUAGUUGGGACGAGAAGACCCGGGACCUGUGGGACGAGACAAAGAUUGACAGGCGAGUCUAUCUGGGAACACCCUUGAGCGUGCAGGUCGUUGUGCCCAGGUUGCAAGAUGAGAAGUUGGUCGAGGUCAUGGCGUGGGUCGAUGGAGCUUGUAAGGCUGGUGGUCCGUCUUCCUCAACAGGCUCCACGGGCCAAGGAAGCGAUGCUAAGGCGAAGUCAAAGUUAUGA
Molecule: messenger RNA, 1803 nt
Organism: Exophiala spinifera
Lineage: Eukaryota; Fungi; Ascomycota; Eurotiomycetes; Chaetothyriales; Herpotrichiellaceae
Exons: 1
Coding region: 1-1803 (600 amino acids)
Source: RefSeq, a predicted model, not a curated record